This is a messenger RNA of Medicago truncatula (barrel medic), 840 nucleotides long. RefSeq names its product E3 ubiquitin-protein ligase RNF144A. The transcript has 2 exons. Gene Ontology annotation, biological process: protein ubiquitination. NCBI's taxonomy places the organism in Eukaryota, Viridiplantae, Streptophyta, Magnoliopsida, Fabales, Fabaceae. The record is from RefSeq and is a predicted model, not a curated record. Gene Ontology annotation, molecular function: ubiquitin-protein transferase activity; zinc ion binding. The coding region runs from base 1 to 840 and encodes 279 amino acids.
AUGGAGGGAACUUCACCAUCCUCUACAGCAGAUGAUUUCUACUUCUCAGCCAUUCAUGAUAAAGAAAUUUUUCGAAUAUCUGAAGAGACAUAUGCAGAGGAAUUACAAAUACAAGAAGCAUUAUUAUUUUCCACUCUUAUGUCAAAUACUACUAUAGAUGUAAAAAAUGAAAUCCAAGUAGUGGAUGCAAAAGUUGAUCUCAAACAGAAGCAGAAAGAGGCUUUUGUAGGUGAAUCUUCUUCGUCUUCUUCUCAGUUGAAACAAUCCUACUGUGCUAUUUGUAUGGAAGCUAAACCCGUUGAAGAAAUGUUCCAGAACCAAAAAUGUUCACAUUCUUUCUGUGAAGAUUGUCUUGGAAGAUAUCUAGCUGCAAAAAUUCAAGAGAGUAUAUCAAUGGUAAAAUGUCCUGAUCCAAAAUGCAAUGAUAUUUUGGAGCCUCAUGAUUGUUGUUCAAUUUUACCAAAGGAUGUGUUUGAUAGAUGGGAAAAUGCACUUUGUGAGAAUAUGGUGUUAGGUUCACAGAAAUUUUAUUGUCCUUUUAAUGAUUGUUCAGCUAUGUUGUUGAAUGAUGAAAAGGGAAUUGUGACUGCUUCGGAAUGUCCACAUUGUCAUAGAUUGUUCUGUGCACAAUGUAAGGUUUCAUGGCACAUAGGUGUUGAUUGUAAAGAGUUUCUAAGCUUGAAAGAUGGUGAGCGAGGGAGGGAAGAUCUAAUGGCCAUGGAACUUGCUAAGAACAAGAGAUGGAAAAGAUGUCCAAAGUGUGGCUUCUAUGUGGAAAAAAUUGUGGGUCUCUUUGCUAUGUUAGGUGACAUAGAUUUUCAAUGCGUUUUUGUUUUGUAA